ACAGGUAGACAGGCCUGAAUUACACGAUUAUAUUGAACCUCUGGACAUUCCGGGAGUUGAGUUGGAAGAGGCUGAGCGAGCCAAUUCUUCAAAGAAGGGAAGAUGUUGAAGUUGAAAAGACGAAGCGGGGUUGGUGGUCUGUCGUUGAUGACAAUUUAUGUAUUAUUCAUUCACUGAAAAUGGAG
Messenger RNA from Geodia barretti, 185 nucleotides. The record is from the annotation of a GenBank genome assembly. Lineage: Eukaryota; Metazoa; Porifera; Demospongiae; Tetractinellida; Geodiidae.